Molecule: messenger RNA, 1801 nt
Organism: Ruditapes philippinarum (Manila clam)
Lineage: Eukaryota; Metazoa; Mollusca; Bivalvia; Venerida; Veneridae
Product: inactive rhomboid protein 1-like
Biological process (GO): regulation of epidermal growth factor receptor signaling pathway; regulation of protein secretion
Cellular component (GO): endoplasmic reticulum membrane
Molecular function (GO): serine-type endopeptidase activity
Source: RefSeq, a predicted model, not a curated record
UUGCAAUGGCUAAAGAUUAUUACAUGAACCCGAACUCUAAGAACGCUGCCCGAUGGAAGGCGUUAAAGAGGAAUGUGAAGAAAAGUAGUAGUCACCAGAUAGGACAUACAGAACAUCGCCGGAAACUCGGCUCACUACCUGAUUACCUGCCGCUCUUUACAUAUUUCAUUAUAUUUGCUCAGUUGGUUUCUUUCAUCGUAAUAUAUGGUCUACAUGGGGUAACAUUGAUUGGUGUAGAGCCAAAACUUACAGUGGAGUCUGGUAUACAGACUUUCAUGGGCAUGGAGACCAUACACAAGUGGACAGCACCAAAUGUUUGGAUAGGUCCAAGUGAAAAGAGCUUGAUAGGAGUGGGUGGUGUAUUUGCACCAUGUAUGAGAACAGAUCUACAGCUUCAGUUUGAACAAUCUAAACAGAACUACAGCACUGACACACCACUAGGAUGUUGUGAGGUCUCUACCAGAAAUGUAGCGGGUACCACAACACAGGCUGAGUGUGACAAUCUUACUGAAGGGAUAGGGAAGUGGAAUGCCGAUGUGACCUGUAACAAGCGACCUGUCAACAAAGCUGGAACUAGACACAAUAUGAAACCAUGUUGCCUUGGUUUGAAAGGACAGUGUCGCCUCAUGUCUCACAAGCACUGUGCCUUUCUCGGUGGAGAAUUUUACCUGUUUGGACCGGAACAUUGUAGUCAGGUGAUGUGCCUUGAGAACAUAUGUCACCCUGGUCGAGUUACAGCUUCCGGUUUAUUACCAUGGCAACCAGACUCUCCUGCCCAGUGGUGGCGUGUACCACUUUCACUACUUUAUCACCAUGGCAUUAUACAGUUUCUUGUUGUCAUGGUCACGCAGUGGUUUCUCCUCACUCAAAUAGAGGUGACAGCAGGCUGGUUUCGAAUGCUCAUCAUUUAUAUUAUCUCAGGCACAAUGGCUUUGCUGACAUCAAGUAUAAUGUUGCCAUACGAAGUACAUGUAGGUGGGAUGGGAGCUGUGUGUGGAAUGCUCGGUGUGGUAAUCAUUGAACUCUUCCAUUUCUGGAAACUUGUGGACAGACCAUGGCUCGAGCUUUUGAAAUUAUCAGUUGCAAUUAUCCUUCUAUUUCUCCUUGGUACUUUACCAUAUUUGGACAUUUUUGGAAUGAUAACUGGUUUAAUAAGUGGCGCCCUCUGUGGAGUAAUAUUUUUGCCGUAUGUCACAUUUGGAAAGUGGCAUUGCCCCGUGAGAGUUAUUUUGAUUGUUAGUGCAUCAGGUCUACUGAUUUUAAUUUGUUACUUCCUAUUGCAUUUGUUUGUUGCUGUUCAGAGUUUAGAGAAUUGUGAGGGUUGUAAGAAGUUAAAUUGUGUGCCAUAUACAGAAAAAAUGUGUGACACAUCCCUGUGGCAUCAGUUUUAGAAAUUAAUAUGCAUACAAUUGUAAAUCAAGUGUUAGCAAUUAAACUAUUUUUUGUACAGAAAUAUUGAUGAGAAUAAAAUGUAUUCAUAUGAACUUUUUUAGAACAAAGAAUUUCUUCAAUUGAAAGAUGCUACGUUUUAUGAAAUAAACACGUAAUUAUAGAAACUGUUUCUGAUUAUGAGUCAUUUAUUAAUCUACUGAUCACUAAGUGCCCUGAUGCAUACUGACAGGAUUUUGUGAUUCAGACAUUUUUGGGGAAAUUAUGGCCCUUUUUUUCCCAAAUCAGAAAUACACUUGUUCUCAACUGCUUCUCCAUUUCUCAUGAGAUUUUGACUAAACAUUCACAAAAGUUUUGUUUUAAAUUGUAAAAUGCUGACAAUAUGCAUCAGCAACAAGGGCCCAUGAUGAAU